Pectinophora gossypiella (pink bollworm) is the source of this 2353-nucleotide messenger RNA. Its product is annotated as U3 small nucleolar RNA-associated protein 14 homolog A. The record is from RefSeq and is a predicted model, not a curated record. Gene Ontology annotation, biological process: rRNA processing. The transcript is spliced from 3 exons. Lineage: Eukaryota; Metazoa; Arthropoda; Insecta; Lepidoptera; Gelechiidae. Bases 126 to 2330 code for a protein of 734 amino acids. Gene Ontology annotation, cellular component: nucleolus; small-subunit processome.
GUGCAGUUGUGAGGUUAUAAUUCGUGUAAUUUUAUUUAUUAAAUUGCGUUAUUGUAUAAAAAGACAUCAGUUUAUUAUAAAUAACAGUUAAAGUAUUGUCUUUGCAGUGAUUUUGAAAAUAUAUCAUGGAGGACACAGAGGAUAUCGACUAUGUUGCUUCAGAACACGAUCGUUUGGUCAGUGCUAUAUCAAAGUUAGAUAAAACUCAACAUAUAACGGAGCCUACACGCAAUGAACCAACAAAUGUAAACUCUGAAUUCGAUUUAAUUAAGAAAUCUAACAAGUUAGAUUUGAAUAAAGUUGUCAAAGUUCUCGGAGGAACGGCUCAUCAUGUGCAGAUUGGGAAGAAACUCAAGAAAACCCAGGACGCUUCUAAAGUGUUGCCGAAACCAUUGGAGAAGCCUCAAGCCGAGCGUAUCAAGCGAGCUACAGGUUACGAACAAACAAAGAAGAAGGUAGGCCGCUGGGAUGCAGUCGUAGCCCGGGCUAGAACUGUAGACUUUGUUUCUUUCCCUAUAAAACAUGUCUCUCACAAACUUCAACCAACUGAGGAGUUUCUAUCAAAGUUGACCCUCAAGUCUCCUUUAGAAAAAGCACUGGAAGAAGUAGACCCUCCACCGGUACAGGAAGUGGAAGAUGAAGAAGAGCAGUUGUAUCCAAUGACGUACCAGGAGAUGGUGGAGCACAGGCAGCAGUUAGCCAAGAUGAGAGCACAGCAAUCGUACAAGGCUGCAAAAGCUAAAAGGCAAAGUAAAAUAAAAAGCAAGAAGUACCACCGUAUCCUUAAGAAAGAAAAGUUGAAAAACCAAUUGAAAGAAUUUGAAGAGUUACAGAAGAAAGAUCCAGAAGAGGCCCUUAAAAAGUUAGAAGCACUUGAGAAAAACAGAGCUUUGGAAAGACAUACCCUUCGUCAUAAAAAUACUGGAAAAUGGGCCAAAAGCAAACUUGUUCGGGCAAAAUAUGAUAAAGAUGUGAGACAAGAGUUAGCAGAACAACUAGCAUUAAGUAGAGGACUGACUCAAAAAACACAAACCGCUGAAAGCUCAGAUGAUGAUGCUGAUAAUAAUGAUGUCAUCCCCAACAUUGCCCUGGACCCUAUGAACCCUUGGAUGUUGAAAAGAUCAGAAGAUGUUAAAGAAAACAACUGGAAUAUCAGAAAAACACAGGUUCAUAAUAUUGAAUCAUCUGAUACUGAAGCAGAUUCUAAUAUAGAUGAGCCUGUUGCCAAAAAGACUAAAAAUAUACCAGAGCAAGUUGUUUCGAAACCUAUCAAAGAACAGAAAAAUAAACUGCCAUCUAAACAAAAACCAAAAACUAAAAAAGCUGUGGCUACUUCAAACUGGACUGUGGAACCUGUAGGUGAUCAACCUAAACAAAAUGAUGAUUUGAAAUCGUCUGAGAAAGUCUCAACAGCAUUUGAAACAUAUGAAAACAAAAUUGCUAAUCUUGUAGAGAAAAAGUUAAAGAAAAUAAGAAAGAAUAUUGAACGGCUAGAAAACAGGUCUAAAUCGUCAGGUACUGAUCCACAAAGUAGAGAUGAGCAUGAAAUUGAUAACUUGGAAUAUUUAAAGAUGAAAAAGAAGAAAAUAACUCCAAUUAUUGAUGAAGAGUUAAUAGAAACAACUUCCAAAAAUGCUCCUGAGAAUAAUAAAGAUCCACAAUUCAAAGUUUCUAAUGUAGUAAAUACAGCUGAUACACAAGGCAAAACAGAUACAAAUAUUGAUCCAAGUAGAUUUAUAGAAGUAAAACCGAAAUAUUUGAAAACUGCCAUACCAGAGGGUGAAAAUGAAUAUGACCAAAUAGAUGAUGAAGAACAAGUUGUGCCUAAAGUGAAUAUUGAGGAAGUGUUUGAAGAGGAUGAUGUAGUAGCUAGCUUUAGACAAGAGAAAGAGGAUGAAAUCAACAAGGAUAAACCACAAGACAUAGAUUUGAGCUUACCAGGCUGGGGCAGCUGGGGUGGCAAAGGAGUGAAACCACCUAAGAGGAAAAAGAGCAGAUUCAUUCUCAAAGCUCCUCCAGUAAUGCCUCGUCGAGAUGAAAACAAGGGCGACAUUAUAAUAAAAGAGUAUAGAGACUCGAAACUAGCAUCACAUAAAGUUACUGAGGUACCAUUCCCUUUCACAAGUGUGAAGGACUAUGAAGCGUCCAUCAGAGCUCCUUUAGGGAACACAUUUAUCCCUGAAAAGGCACAUAAAAAGCUCAUCAGACCCAAUGUGAUUACCAAGGCUGGUACAAUCAUUGAACCAAUGGAUGAAGAAGAACUGCUUGUACCAAGAAACCGUAAAUUCAAAAAUGAGUCUGUUAUCAAGUUAUUAGGACAGAAAUCUUAAAAAUAAAAUUGAUAUAAUGUUUA